Messenger RNA from Suillus subaureus, 570 nucleotides. RefSeq lists its product as uncharacterized. Lineage: Eukaryota; Fungi; Basidiomycota; Agaricomycetes; Boletales; Suillaceae. The annotation marks the transcript as partial. The record is from RefSeq and is a predicted model, not a curated record. The transcript is spliced from 2 exons.
AUUUUCACAGAUGAAGAACACAACUCAGUGAUCAUUCCCAAUAAUACAAUCUACUCUGUUCACACAAUGCAGAUAUAUUAUACCACCUAUGACCUCAGGCAGGAAUAUGACACUGUUAACCCUAGAACUCAUGCCAAUGUCAUGGUGCUUUCAGGUGAGAUGAAACCCCACCACCCAUACUGGUAUGCCCACAUAUUGAAUAUCUUUCACAUGGAAACAUGGAUCAAUGAUGGAGGCCAACCUUUGAAGCAGCACCUCAAAGUUCUCUGGGUCAGGUGGCUGGCACCAUUGCAACAACAUCAAUCUGGUUGGAAACAUGCUCGUCUUCUGAAGGUUGUGUUUGUGGAUGAGUCCAACCCAGAUGCAUUUGGGUUUCUCAAUCCAGGCCAAGUAGUUCGAGGAGCUCAUUUGAUUCCUGCAUUCACCUCUGGAUGUGGUAUGGGUUCCCUCCACUAUGGAAAAUCAUUGGCACAUCUGGGGGAAGAGCUAGAUGACUGGGAAGAGCAUUAUGUGGGAAUAUUUGUUGAUAGAGACAUGUUCAUGCACUAUACUGGCUUUGGUGUUGGACAC